Molecule: messenger RNA, 2270 nt
Organism: Saccostrea cuccullata (small rock oyster)
Lineage: Eukaryota; Metazoa; Mollusca; Bivalvia; Ostreida; Ostreidae
Product: aquaporin-8-like
Exons: 5
Coding region: 3-782 (259 amino acids)
Biological process (GO): transmembrane transport; water transport
Cellular component (GO): plasma membrane
Molecular function (GO): water channel activity
Source: RefSeq, a predicted model, not a curated record
AAAUGGCCGAGGGGAACACGACCGUAAACCAGGAUCCACCUGUUUCUUCUUUCUUUAACAAACUCGUUCGUCCUGUCCUUGCCGAGUUCAUCGGAACUACAUUGUUCGUGUUUUCUGUGUGUUUAUAUCCUACUUCGGGUCUCCUUCAGGGGUUUGCUUAUUUUUUCCUCAUGGUAGGGUUAGGAAAAAUCAGUGGUGGGCAUUUUAACCCUGCCAUAACUGCUGCCGUGACGCUGUGUGGGGGUGUGCCCCUCCUUGUUGCAGUAUGUUAUUUCAUCGCUCAGAUAAUUGGAGGCUUGAUUGGGGCAGCCCUAGUUCUUGGUAUUUUAUCAGGAAGAGACUACAAAUUACGCGCUGGUGGAGCUACAAUACUCAGCAGUAGAACAGAGCCCGGCUGGGGAGUUCUGACAGAGGCCAUUCUGACCUUUAUGCUUAUUCUGACCGUAUUAAUGACAACAAUGGACGAAAAGAAACAAAAACUGGCACCUUUGGCGAUUGGUUUUGCCGUCACAGUGGGAGUUAUGGCAGGUUCAACUGUGACUGGUGGUUCGAUGAAUCCAGCAAGAAGUUUGGGUCCGGCUGUUUCCACUUUAAAAUAUGAUAUUGAUGGAGUUUGGGAAUAUCACUACAUCUACUGGGUUGGACCUUUUGUCGGUCUUCUGGUAGCAACUCUGGUGUACAGACUCCUUUUUGAAAAAAGAGGCAGACAACGUAAAAACCCGUACUUAUGGACCCAAAGUUCUAGGAGUGAAAGCCCUGACGGUGACCUGGUGUUAAAUUAGUAAUCCUUUAUGAUAACAUAAUUUGGAAAAAGGCGAAGAAAUCAACAAACAAAGGGAAAUAUAAAACAUUUAGAGUUGUAUAUGAAAAUUCACAACUGUACUUACAUGCUGCUUUGUUUUAAGUUUAAUUAUAAUACAUGUAAAACCCUGGUUUCUUCCCUUAAUAAUAGAGUUGGCGUUUUCCCAAUUUUAAAUUCUGUUUGUAUUUUUGAAGAGUUUUAGAUCUGCAAAGAAUUUACUUUAAAGAAUGUAGAUUUCCGAACAAAAUACUUAAAGUUUGUUAAUUAUGCCCACGUGUCGAAGAUUCGGGGGUAAAGACUUUUUUCUGCCAGUUUGUCUGUUUGUCUUCUUGUCAGCAUAAACUUUUGCCUUUAACAGUGAUUACAUGUAGUUUCGAAUGGCUUUCAUAUGAAUGAAGGUGACCUUUCACUGGGAAACAACAUAUUUUAUUGGUCUCCUGACUUUGAUCAUUCAGAUUGACUCACUUAUGUCAAAUUUUACCAAAUUUUACCUUUGCCAUAACUAUUGACGGUUGGUGUAAGAACUUUUAUAUUCCACAGAUGUCUUUCAUUUUCAUUUGUUAAGAUAUUUACAUGGAUAUACAAAUACUUUUUACCUUUUGACGUUGACAUUGGAAGUUGAUUCACUUUUGAAAAACAUGAUAGUUUUAUGAUAGUUUCUGUAAACCCUAUCAAAAUUUCCAAUUUGAAGUAAUGAUAUACAAACUAGUACUAUUGUUGAAUUUUGUUUAAUUUGCAAGAGAAUGCGAACAUAUAAAUAUACAUGAAAAAAAGAAGAGUUUUUGGAAAGGUUGAACGUAUGUUUAAUUCUGAAUUGCUCAACUUGUUUAUCUUUUUUGGAAACUAAGGUAAACUUUUUCGCCUUGGUUUUCUUCUUUUUUGACAUUCUUUUAUGAUUAAUUUGAGACCAUUGAUCAAAACAUUAUGUUCUUAACCAAAGCGCCUCUUUUGCAGCCUUUCUGCUAAAAGUCUGAAUGAUGAAAGUGGUAGAGAUCAUUAAAACUAGUAGGUUUUCAUUAAUUUUUCUCGAAGAUGUAUUUGAUUUAAUUCUACAAUGUACAUUUUAUCCUGAUCAUAGAUUGAAGUAUUUCAUAAAAGUAUUAUUUAUAUAAGAAAUUCAAAGUUUGGAAAUUUGAAUUCAACUUCUAAACGUACAAAAUUAAGGGACUUUUGUAAUAUAUUUAUAUCGGGCCUUUCGAGAGAGCUAUGAAUCAUUAGUAAUUAUUGUAAUAAUUACAAUAAAACCUACCAGUUAUAGCACGUCUUGUUAUUUGCCAUUUAUGUAUUAUGCUCACUCUCAUUUUGUUAUACCUAAUCAUACUAUAUAGACUAUAUAUAUAGUGUAUAUAUUAAGUUACUAUUCUGUAUUCUGAUUUGUUAUGUGAAGCAAAGAAAUAAAUGAGUUGAACUUGAUUAUCGGGGAAAAAAUUCCUAUAAAAGAUGAAUAAAUAAAAUAAUGAAAUCUUCA